UCUGAAGUCAAAAGAAAAAAAUCAAUCUGCUUACUUAGUGGAGCAACAAACAAUGGAUCCCAAAGACCAGCGAGUGAAGCUUAAUGAUGGCCACUUCAUUCCUGUCCUGGGAUUUGGAACCUACGCACCUCCAGAGGUUCCUAAGAGUGAAGCGCUGGAGGUCACCAAAUUUGCUAUAGAGGUUGGAUUCCGCCAUAUUGACAGUGCUCAUUUGUAUCAGAAUGAAGAGCAGGUUGGCCAGGCCAUUCGAAGCAAGAUUGCCGAUGGGACUGUGAAGAGAAAAGAUGUAUUCUACACUUCAAAGCUUUGGUCCACUUCUCUUCAUCCAGAAUUGGUCAGACCAGCCUUGGAAAAGUCACUGAAUAAUCUUCAACUGGACUAUGUCGAUCUCUAUAUUAUUCAUUUUCCAGUGGCUCUGAAGCCAGGGGAGGGACUUUUCCCAAAAGAUGAAAAUGGAAAACCAAUAUUUGACUCAGUGGAUCUCUGUCGCACGUGGGAGGCCCUGGAGAAGUGUAAGGAUGCAGGGCUGACCAAGUCCAUUGGGGUGUCCAAUUUCAACCACAAGCAGCUGGAGAAGAUCCUGAACAAGCCAGGGCUCAAGUAUAAGCCCGUCUGCAACCAGGUGGAAUGUCACCCUUAUCUCAAUCAGAGCAAACUGUUGGAGUUCUGCAAGUCACAUGAUAUUGUUCUUGUUGCCUAUGGCGCUCUGGGAUCCCAAAGAAUAAAAGGAUGGGUGAACCCAAACCUCCCCUUUCUCUUGGAGGACCCAGUUCUCUCUGCCAUUGCCAAAAAGCACAAGCAAACCCCAGCUGUGGUUGCCCUUCGCUACCAGAUACAACGUGGGGUUGUGGUUCUGGCCAAGAGUUACAACAAGAAGCGGAUCAAAGAGAACAUACAGGUGUUUGACUUUGAACUGACUCCAGAAGACAUGAAAGCAAUCGAUGGCCUCAACAGCAGCAUAAGAUAUAAUGAGCUACUACUGGGUGUUGGUCACCCUGAGUAUCCAUUUUUUGAAGAAUAUUGACUGUGAGCUGUAUACGCGCAUUAUACCAGAACGACUUGCUUCUAGGGCUGUGAAGAGGAUUUCUGUACUUGGUAGAGGUGCUUAAAAAAAGUGUCUUCCAUUUCAAAAACUUGCCUUUCCUUUAUUAAAAAACAUUUUAUGAAAUAGUGGUCUUGA
Messenger RNA from Budorcas taxicolor (takin), 1180 nucleotides. Its product is annotated as dihydrodiol dehydrogenase 3. Gene Ontology annotation, cellular component: cytosol. Gene Ontology annotation, biological process: doxorubicin metabolic process; prostaglandin metabolic process; progesterone metabolic process. Lineage: Eukaryota; Metazoa; Chordata; Mammalia; Artiodactyla; Bovidae. The coding region runs from base 53 to 1024 and encodes 323 amino acids. The record is from RefSeq and is a predicted model, not a curated record. Gene Ontology annotation, molecular function: aldose reductase (NADPH) activity; ketosteroid monooxygenase activity; bile acid binding. The transcript is spliced from 9 exons.